AUGACACCUCUAGUACUUCUCAUGUGUUUGGCUGCCAAGCUCCAUGGAUUCUCAUCUAGUCCGCUUCUCCUGUUUUCAGUUUUUAACAUUAUAAUCAUAGCCAUCCUUGUUGGAAACUACAGACCUUCACAAAAAGUUGAUGGGGCUUGGCCUCUCUUCUUUCCUUUGAAUGAAGGGGAGGAAGAUAUGAAAUACGAGACUGGGGACCACGUUGAGGAUCAGGAGGAGGAGGACGAGGACGAGGAAGAAUGUUUUGGUGCUUCGGAUGGUUAUGUUGAAGAUGAUGAUGAUGAUACUAGUGAUGACGAUAUAUUUUGGCAAGAUGAAGAAGAAGAUGACGAUUGUUUGAACAGAAGAAUCGAAAGCUUUAUUGCCAAGGUCAAUGAAGAAUGGAGGAAAGAGAGACUAAGGGACUUAUGUACGUACAACGUAGUAACCAGCUCGAUCUGA
Molecule: messenger RNA, 450 nt
Organism: Carya illinoinensis
Lineage: Eukaryota; Viridiplantae; Streptophyta; Magnoliopsida; Fagales; Juglandaceae
Product: glutamic acid-rich protein-like
Exons: 1
Coding region: 1-450 (149 amino acids)
Source: RefSeq, a predicted model, not a curated record